Molecule: messenger RNA, 1239 nt
Organism: Mollisia scopiformis
Lineage: Eukaryota; Fungi; Ascomycota; Leotiomycetes; Helotiales; Mollisiaceae
Product: PLP-dependent transferase
Exons: 2
Coding region: 1-1239 (412 amino acids)
Biological process (GO): L-aspartate biosynthetic process
Cellular component (GO): cytosol
Molecular function (GO): pyridoxal phosphate binding; L-aspartate:2-oxoglutarate transaminase activity
Source: RefSeq, a predicted model, not a curated record
AUGGCUAUCUCCAGUUUCCCCGCGGACGCGGUGCCCCAAGCUCCAGAAGAUCCCCUCUUUGGAUUGAUGGCGGCGUACCGGGCUGACGAUUUCGACAAAAAAGUUGACCUGGGAAUCGGUGCAUAUAGAGACGACAACGCAAAGCCUUGGGUUCUGCCAGUCGUCAAGAAGGCAGAUGAAAUCCUCCGAUCUGACCCUGCCUUGAAUCACGAAUAUCUUCCUAUCGCCGGUCUCGCAACCUUCACCGCAGCGGCAGCCAAACUUAUCCUAGGAGCAGACUCACCAGCUCUGACCGAAAAACGAACCUCAUCUACACAAACAAUCUCCGGUACAGGAGCUCUGCAUCUCGGUGCUUUGUUCCUCUCGAAAUUCUUCCCCGGUCACCCAACCGUUUACUUCAGCAACCCAACAUGGGCCAAUCACCACCAAAUCUUCUCCAAUGUCUCAAUGCCUAUCGCCAGCUAUCCAUACUUCUCGAAAUCAACCAAGGGACUCGAUUUCGAGGGCAUGAAGCAAGCAAUUGCUGACGCCCCCGAACGCUCCAUCAUCGUUCUCCACGCCUGCGCCCACAACCCCACCGGAGUCGACCCCACACAAUCACAAUGGAAAGAACUCGCCGUUCUCCUCCGAGAAAAAUCCCACUUCCCCUUCUUCGACUGUGCAUAUCAGGGAUUCGCCUCUGGUGAUCUGGCAAAGGAUGCUUGGGCAGUCCGAUACUUCGUCGAGCAAGGCUUCGAGAUGUGCAUUGCACAAUCUUUUGCCAAGAAUUUCGGUCUGUAUGGUGAGCGUGCGGGAUGUUUCCAUUUCGUCACAGGACCGGGUGCAGAUGCUCAAUCUACCAUUGGUAGAAUUGCCUCUCAAUUAACCAUCCUCCAACGAUCCGAGAUCUCGAAUCCUCCCGCCUACGGUGCCAGAAUUGCUGGAUUGGUGAUGAAUGACGAGGCUCUGUUCAAGGAGUGGGAACAAAAUCUCAAGACAAUGGCAGGCAGAAUUAUUGACAUGAGAAAGAGUCUGAGGAGCAAGCUGGAGGAGAUGGGAACUCCGGGCACAUGGAACCAUAUCACGGAUCAGAUUGGCAUGUUUUCAUUUACGGGGUUGACAGAAAAGCAAGUUUUGAAGUUAAGAGAGGUAUCUCACGUCUACAUGACGAAGAAUGGACGCAUUAGUAUGGCGGGUCUGAAUACGCACAAUAUCGACUACUUCGCGAAAGCAGUCGACAAGGUAGUCAGGGAAACUUAG